AUGAGAUUUCUGUGUUGAAUUGAUGAUUAAAUCAUAAUAGAAUUCUGUGUUCUUGAUACAGCAAAUUAGAAUGGCCAACAGCUAUGGAUGAAUUAGUUUCUUUCAUGAGUUUCCUUUGUAUUAUUUUUUUCAUCUGGACUUGAUCGCGAAACAUAAGGAUUGAAUUGUGAACCUUUGUUUUCUGCAGUGUAAUGUUUGGAAUUGUUUUGUGUGAGGUCUUGCGUUGCAUUGAGCCCCGUGCAUGAUUUGGCGAUGCCUCUCUGGGUUUUUGAAUUCCUAUACUCGCCACUACUUCGAUUUUGCUUGCAUGAGAUUCCAUCAUGUUUUAGCUUUUAAGAAAUUAAAUUAACUACUCUGAUGUGAACAUUGGCUUCUUAUAACUACACUUUGAAGUUUCCGCACUGACUUCGUGUUAGGAUUAGCUAUGGUUUAUGCAAUAAUGCUUGAUUCAUUUUGUGUGCUUUUUGUGAUAUGUAGCUAGUUGGAUCUAUCUUCAACUGAUCUUAAGGCGGAAGUGUUUGUUUGUGGUUUCAUCAGCGUGUGUUGCUGUUUUAAUUGUUUGUUGAACUCUACAUUUGUGUAGUUGUUGGUGAUGACGUGGUGUUUCCUGCAGCGAAAUCGAAGGGGCUGAGGACAUCGGCUUUUCUUUGAGUUUUGAUGUAUUCUACAGGAGGAGUUCUUGAACCUGCAAAGCUAUACAAGCUAAAGCACCUGUCAAAAGUGGAAGUUGUAGCAAAUGAUCCCUGUGGAUGUACAUUUACUCUGGUAAAGUUCCAUGAUGGAAGAGAUCUUUAUGUUCUAGUUCCAGACAUGUACUCAGUUUCUGGCACUGAAGCAAUAUGCGAAGCAUCCUACCGUUCCUGUUUUGGAGUUUUUUUUUUUUUUAUGUCUUCCCAAUCAUUUGCUUGUUGGGCUGAUGCAUGUGUAUCUUGCAGGGAUUUGAUAACCUUAGAAGCCAGAGUGUGGCUCCCUCAAUGGACCAUGCGCAAUAUUGAUGAUAGGAAUCGCCUCCUUCUUUGCUUCUUGAACAUCUGUAAAGAUGUUUUGGGUUGCCUUCCUAAGGUUGUUGGUAUAGAUGUUGUGGAGAUGGCUCUUUGGGCUAAGAUAGAAACACGCAAUAACAACUUGGAAAUGCAAUCAGUAAAUUACAAAUCUCUCAUUGAAGAGUUUGAUAAGCUUCUUGAGCGAUCACGUGUCCCUUCUGAAGUUAAAGAGAAGCGUGCAGAACUUGAAAAAUUAAAAUCUACUUUUGUCAGGAGAGCCUCUGAAUUCUUGAGAAAUUAUUUUGCUAGUUUGGUGGACUUCAUGAUAAGUGAUAAAAGUUACUUUUCUCAGCGGGGACAGUUAAAGAGGCCUGAUCAUGCUGACCUGCGGUACAAGUGCAGGACAUAUGCACGUCUUCUGCAACAUUUGAAGAGUCUUGACAAGAAUUGUUUGGGUCCACUGAGAAAAGCUUAUUGCAGUUUUCUGAACUUGCUUCUUCGCAGGGAGGCCCGUGAGUUUGCAAAUGAACUUCGUGCUAGUACUAAAGCAUCUAGAAAUCCAACUGUUUGGCUUGAAGGUUCCACAGGUUCUGGUCAGAAUGUAAAUGCUACUGACACUUCGACAGUCUCUGAUGCUUAUGCAAAGAUGCUUACAAUUUUUAUCCCACUUCUGGUGGAUGAGACUUCUUUUUUUGCACACUUCAUGUGCUUUGAAGUUCCUACACUUGUUCCUCCAGGAGGUGUUGUUAAUGGCAACAAAGCUGGAUAUGAUGAUGAUGAUGAUGAUUUGGGAAUUAUGGACAUUGAUGAGAAUGACAGCAAAUCUGGUAAAAAUUCUGCGGAGCUUGAAGCUUUGAAUAAAUCACUUAAGGAUUUACUUGAUGGAAUACAAGUGUACACUGUACAGUGUACCGCAACAGAUCGUGAAUAUGGAUUAUUAUUUUCUGUUUCCUGCACUAGGUGUGCAAUGUGCACACUGCACAGUACAAGUUUCUAGCUGGGGGUAGUGCUGCAACGAAUACGUCGAAACCCAGAAGUUUAUUAGUUGAUUCAGCUAUUUUCAAAGAGUUCAAUUUUAGUUUGAUUUAUUCGAUAUAAUAACUAUUUUUCAGAAUUUAAGCUCAAACAAACAUGAUGAGUUAUAAAAGUGUUUAAUUUUUUCUUAAUAAAGUAAAAUAGUUAUCACCCUUUUCC
This is a messenger RNA of Glycine soja, 2177 nucleotides long. Its product is annotated as exocyst complex component SEC3A-like. Gene Ontology annotation, cellular component: plasma membrane; exocyst. Bases 658 to 1980 code for a protein of 440 amino acids. The record is from RefSeq and is a predicted model, not a curated record. Lineage: Eukaryota; Viridiplantae; Streptophyta; Magnoliopsida; Fabales; Fabaceae. Gene Ontology annotation, molecular function: phosphatidylinositol-4,5-bisphosphate binding. Gene Ontology annotation, biological process: exocytosis; Golgi to plasma membrane transport. The transcript is spliced from 12 exons.